UAAUCGCUAGUCGAAAAUCACGAGAUUUGAAUACAGGGUGAGAUUAUUAUUAAAACUGGGGGGGGGGCAGGUUUAUGAUGGCGAUUAUUCUGAAGAAAACAGCUUUAUUUGACUUUUUUUUACGUGAAUUACGUUCAACGUUCGGUAAAAUUGUUCGUUUUUAAUUUAGUUUGUACUAGAUGUGUUGUAUUUACCAUUUUUACACAGGAAACAUCACCCGAACAUGCACACAUUCGGGCAGAUUUGCAGAAAAAAGAUGAGUCGACAACAGGUGGGAGUAGCUGCUCUGCUUGCCAUGGGCGCUUUGUGUUUGGUUAUAAUGCUGGGGCCAAAUCUGCAAGUCACCAAUAAGGAAAAGACUGGAGAACUGUAUCAGGAAACUGAACUCAUGUCAGCAGAGCCGCUUCAGACAAAAAAACCUCCUACCAAAUGUGAAAGAAAUGUUUCUGCUUCUAAGCUCACAAGAUUUUCCAACCUGCCACUUCACAUCCAAGACUUCCUGUUUUACCGCCAUUGCCGUUAUUUCCCAAUGCUGCUGAACGUUCCCAAUAAGUGUGGUGGUCCACAGAAUUCUGCACACGUGUUUCUUCUGCUGGUCAUCAAAAGCUCUCCGGCGAACUACGAGCGAAGGGAGGUCCUGCGUAAAACGUGGGCAGCAGAGAGGAUGCAGAAUGGCAAACAGAUUCGCACGGUGUUCUUGUCUGGGACCAGUGGAGAUGGCUACGAGAAGAUGAGGCUGAACAAACUCCUGUGGCUGGAGAACCGUGAACACCAAGACAUUCUGCAGUGGGACUUCAAGGAUUCCUUCUUCAACCUCACCUUGAAACAAGUCCUGUUCAUGGAGUGGCUGGACAGAUGGUGUCCCAAUGCACACUUCCUGCUCAAUGGAGAUGAUGACAUUUUCGCCAACACAGAUAACAUGGUGGAGUAUCUGAAAGAGCAGGGCGACGGGGAUGGAAACAAACACCUGUAUGUUGGACACGUUUUGUUUGAGCGGCCUGUCCGGUUCUCUGGCAGUAAAUAUUACAUCCCAGUCCAGGUGCAGGAGUCAGACCACUAUCCGCCCUACUGUGGCGGAGGUGGGUUUCUGCUUUCACGGUUCACUGCCAGGACUAUCCACAAUAUGUCCCAGUCCAUCACCCUGAUGCCCAUCGAUGAUGUUUACAUAGGCAUGUGUCUGGAAAAGGCCGGUCUCAAACCUGAGUCACACAUGGGUGUGAGGACUACUGGUCUGCAUAUUCCCUCUCAGAAGGUGGACUCAUUCGACCCCUGCUACUACCGAGAGAUACUCCUGGUCCACAGGUUCCUCCCUCACCAGAUUUUUCUCAUGUGGCAUGAAAUCCACCAGGAUGAUUUAGAAUGUGGAAAGAUUCUUUAAAUGCAUUAUAAAUGAUGUGAUGGGUUUAGAUACAAAUAUUUAUGAAGUUAUUUUCAUAAAUAUUCACUAGUACUUUCAGAAAGAUUUAAUAGUGACUAUAAAAAUACUUUUUAACUUUAUAAACUUUAAUUUACACUUUAGUACUGGGAUAAGUUAGCAGGCUAACUCAAGAAUUUGAAGCUAGUAUUUAGGCAGAGGCUAGCCUGCCUUGAUAAAUUAGCUAGUAGAGUUGUUGCUAGCUACCCUAAACAGUAACUGGGAGCCUUCAGUAGACUAGCUUGGUGCUUGGAGAGCUAGUGGCCAAAGCAAGGGUUAAGUCACCCUAAUAUCAGGGGCUUAAGUCACCCUAAUUUAAGGGUUAAGUUACCCUAAUGUCAGAGGUUAAUAUUAGGUGUUAAUUCACCCUAAUGUCCGGGGUUAAUAUCUGGGUUAAGUCACCCUAAUGGCAGGGGUUACAUCACCCUAAUGGCAGCGAUUAAUAUCAGGGAUCAAUGUCAGGGGUUAAGUUAUCCUAAUGGUAGGGAUUAAUGUUAGGGGUCAGUGUCAGUAGUUUAAGUCACCUUAAUGGCAGGGAUUAAUGUCAGGGGUUAAGUCACCUUAAUGUCAGGGGGUAAGUCAGGGGUUAAGUCACCUUAAUGUCAGGGGGUAAGUCAGGGGUUAAGUCACACCAAUGUAUUAGAUGGCACAGAUGUGCCAGAAGAACAUUCAGCUGUUGAAGUAACAAAAGCCUCGUAACAAAGCAGGCAACUGCUAUACUGAGCAGAGUGAGGAUAGUCUGUAUCUGUUACAGGAACAAAGAAAGAGGACCGGAAAAGAGCAGAGUGGUUAUUUUUGUGCUAUUUGUACUUCCAAAAGAAUGUUUGAAAGAGAUACAUCAAGCCAGUAUUCAAUUAUAUGCGGUCUUAAGAUGUGUGGGUUUGUCCCCCAUCCCACCAUACAGCCCCAGUGAUUAUCAUACUCCCAUCAGAUGAUUCAAUGUUGUGGAAUAGGUUUGGGAGAAGUUUGCUUUAGUAGAGUUGUGGAAUAACUCCAGCUGGGGAGAAAGACCAUGCCUGAGACUCUUGUUUGCUUAUUACUCCCCGUUUAAACUCCCAAACGUCCCUAUAUUCUGUGUCUCACACCCAACUCCAUGCUGACCCCUCACCGGUUCCUGUAUUUCUCGGCUCUCUCUCCAGUGAUGGAGGGAUGACUAACCAAAACUCUCACCUAAACUAAUGAAAAAUAAUGCUUAAAAAAUAAACAAAUAUUUUUCAAUGUAUUUUAUUUGAUC
Messenger RNA from Electrophorus electricus (electric eel), 2648 nucleotides. The record is from RefSeq and is a predicted model, not a curated record. Lineage: Eukaryota; Metazoa; Chordata; Actinopteri; Gymnotiformes; Gymnotidae.